AUGUGCUUGAUCGAGGGCCUCCCUGAUGACCUCGCCCUCCAAUGCCUGGCCCGUGUGCCCUUCUCUCUCUACCCAUCCCUGUCCCUUGUUUCCCCCUCCUGGCGUGAUGCCAUUAGAAGCCCAGACCUCGUCAAGGCCCGAAUCAGUGCCAACUCCACCCAGGACCUCCUCUGUGUCAGUGCUUCGGAGCCCGGGAACAACUGGCAGCUCUACGACCCGGCCCGAAACAUUUGGAUGACCCUUCCCCCUCCCCCACCGGCCAUUGUGCAACUCGAAUCUUUUGGUACGGCAUGCGUCGAUGGGAGGCUCUUUGUUCUGGGGGGAAUCCAUAGAGCCAUGGCACUGGGAACUUGGCAUAGCGUCACCAACCUAGUCACGGACGAGGUAUGGUCCUAUGACCCGGCGGCGCGCCGAUGGGACCAGUGCGCCUCCAUGCUGUCCCCUCGUUGCAUGUUUGCAUGUUGUGGUUGGGAGGGGAAGAUACUGGUUGCCGGGGGCUACACGACCGAGCGGGAGAUGAUCACGAACGUGGAGGUCUACGACCCCGAGCACGAUGCAUGGGUGCCGAUGCCGAGCAUAGAACCAGUACUUUGUCAAGGUCACAAAGGACUGGUUCUUGGCGGCAAGGUGCAUGUUCUGCACAUGGAGUUGCCUACUGCACAGGUGUGGGAGGGCGAGGAGCGUGGUUGGGAAAUUGUGGACCAUCAUUGGUCGCCAUUGCAUUCCGUGGUUGUGGGGGACGAAUUGUACACUGUGAGCUGCAGGCAAGUGGAGGCAUGGGGGGAGCGGGGAAGGGGGCCGCCACGGCGAGUGGGACCGGGGCAUCGGAUGUUCCAUCAGAGGUUUGGAGGCGGGUUGGCCUCUCUAGGGGGGAAGGUGUACGUGUUCGGGGGCACAUUGCAAUAUAAACGUCGGCAAUUGUAUGAUAUGCAUUGCUUAGAUGAGGUGGAGGCCGGGAAGCCGAAAUGGUGCUGCCGUGCCGGCAUGACGCGCGGCAAGGGCAAUGUGUUGGGAUUUGCAGUGCUCAGGAUCUAA
Messenger RNA from Amborella trichopoda, 1035 nucleotides. Its product is annotated as F-box/kelch-repeat protein SKIP30. Lineage: Eukaryota; Viridiplantae; Streptophyta; Magnoliopsida; Amborellales; Amborellaceae. Gene Ontology annotation, molecular function: protein binding. The record is from RefSeq and is a predicted model, not a curated record.